Molecule: messenger RNA, 2845 nt
Organism: Procambarus clarkii (red swamp crayfish)
Lineage: Eukaryota; Metazoa; Arthropoda; Malacostraca; Decapoda; Cambaridae
Source: RefSeq, a predicted model, not a curated record
GUGACAUUGGUAACUACUAUUAUGGUCAGGGCCACCCAAUGAAGCCUCAUAGAAUUCGUAUGACACAUAAUCUACUUUUAAACUAUGGCCUCUACAGAAAGAUGGAGAUAUAUAGGCCGCACAAAGCAACACAAGAUGAGAUGACCAAGUUUCACAGUGAUGACUAUAUUAGAUUUAUUCGAUCCAUCCGACCAGAUAACAUGAACGAAUACAACAAACAGAUGCAAAAAUUCAAUGUUGGAGAGGAUUGUCCAGUAUUUGAUGGCCUGUACGAGUUCUGCCAGCUGUCAUCGGGUGGUUCCAUCGCUGGAGCUGUGAAGCUAAAUAAGCAAGCAUGUGAUAUUGCUGUCAACUGGGCGGGUGGUCUUCAUCAUGCCAAAAAGAGUGAAGCAUCAGGGUUUUGCUAUGUCAAUGAUAUUGUUUUAGCAAUAUUGGAACUGCUCAAGUACCACCAGAGAGUUCUCUACAUUGAUAUUGACAUUCAUCAUGGUGAUGGUGUUGAAGAAGCCUUCUACACUACUGACCGAGUAAUGACCGUUUCCUUCCACAAGUACGGAGAAUAUUUCCCGGGCACUGGUGAUCUUAGAGAUAUCGGUGCAGGCAAAGGCAAAUAUUAUGCUGUAAACUUUCCGCUAAGAGAUGGCAUUGAUGAUGAAAGUUACGAGAGCAUAUUUGUACCUAUUCUAACAAAGGUGAUGGAGACUUACCAGCCGUCUGCUAUUGUUCUUCAGUGUGGCGCAGACUCUUUAUCAGGAGACAGACUUGGUUGCUUCAAUCUCACAUUGAAAGGACAUGCUAAAUGUGUGGAGUUUGUCAAGAAGUACAAUUUACCACUUCUACUCUUGGGUGGCGGAGGAUACACAAUUCGCAAUGUUGCAAGGUGCUGGACAUAUGAAACUGCUGUUGCAUUAAGUACAGAUAUUGCUAAUGAGCUUCCAUACAAUGACUACUUUGAAUAUUUUGGACCAGACUUUAAGCUGCACAUAAGCCCUUCAAACAUGGCAAACCAAAACACACCAGAAUAUUUGGACAAAAUUAAAACAAGAUUAUUUGAAAAUUUGAGAAUGCUUCCACAUGCUCCUGGAGUGCAAAGCAUUGCUAUCCCAGAGGACGGUGUAGCAGAAGAAAGUGAAGAUGAGGAUAAGGCCAGUCCAGACGAAAGGAUAUCUAUUCGUGCUUCUGAUAAAAGAAUUGCUCCCGAUAAUGAGUAUUCUGAUUCCGAAGAUGAGGGCGAUGGCCGUAGAGAUGAAAGAUCGUUUAAGCCAAAGAAGAAGACGAAGACAGACGAGGCCGCUGCUAACAAUGGUGCCGGAGACGACAAAAAGGAAGCAUCCGUAACAAAAGAUGAUAAGAGUGGGACACAGGUGGGACCAAAUGAAACCAAAGUAGAGUCUUGAGAAAAAGUUUAUUUUAAUGAUUCAAUUUAAUUAGUAAAAUAUAUUUAGGUUAAUGAUUUCCACAAAGUAUUGACAUUGUAAUUAGCUUUGUCAGAUCUGUGUGCAUUUUUCAUGUGACUUGUUAGUUGACAUGAAGUGAUGAAGUGAUUGCUCAGCACAAGUUACAGUUUGGUUAAAGUUUGCUCGUGAGAUUUCUCAGGGCAUUUAUGAUCAUUAUUCUUGUUCUGGCUAGACAUUUCAUAUUCAAUGUACUAAAAGUUCAUAUUCUGAUAAUUUGCAUGUGCCUUGACAUGUUUUGUGUAAACUUAAAGAUUAUUCAUCAGCAUUAUUGAAGUUGAUGGUCUGGCAAGUUACACGUUUCUUAAUAUUUUCAGUUUAACCGAGAUUGAUGCUGCGUCAAGUCAUGUGUUUCUUAGAAUUUUCACCAUUAAUAAUGGGAUGCCCUGGAAGGUUUCCUGUUUCAUACCAUUUUCACCAGUACUAAGAUUGAUAUGCAAGGUCAGUCGUCACUUCCAGUAAUUGCUGAUAUAUUGUCUACAUUUUUCUCUGGGUAGUACUCUCUAUAACUGAGGUCUUAAUGAAAAGUGUGGCUGGAAAUGAUAGGUUGCUCUUUACUUGUAGUCAGUAUUAUAUAAAUCUCAUGGUUCAUUAAAAGCAUGCAAGAUGAUUACAGUAAUUCUGUGUUUUGCUCAUGUUUGAAGUAUACCAUGUUCCUAAUUCAAUGUUCUUCAAUUGUACUGUAGAUGUUUUUCUCAAGUUUUGUAUAUAUGAGUUGGUGGUACAGUAUAUACACUACAGAUACAGGAAUUUUCUCAUUAAAAUUCGUAAUAUAAUGUCUAGUAUUUACAACUUACAAAUUUUGUUUAGUUUACAAACCAAAAUAGGUCAUUUUUCCUGUAGGAAUUAUGGAGUUAAUUUGCAUCACGCAUAAUUUUCACAAUGAAUGGAUGGUGUGUAAUUUAUCACCUCGUUUUGACACAUUUAUUUUAACCUCCAUUGAACCAAUUUUAUAGUUUUAUUAUUAGGAAGUAGUCUGUAUGUGUAAUGACUCCAAAAACAAUCUGUGGUAAAUUUCUUAGUCAGACUGUGCAGGCUGUGCACAUCUUUAACCAUUUGACUUUCCUCUUUUGGGUAAGUUGGAAUGUAGCCGCAGAGUAGAGACGGUGCAGAAGUAAGCUGCUGUAUGGCAUGGAUCAUUUGUAAGAUGUACUAGUGUUUAUGUUGCAAUACUUUUAAAUAUAUUAAAAUCCAGGUCUAAUGACGUGUGAAUAUUUUUAUUUACCAGAGCUAUCUUAAAAAUGUGAACUUAAGUACAGUGAUUUGAAACUAAAUUAUGUAGAUGUAGUUCAUCUAUCAUUCUUCAUCAUAAAUGCUCUUGGGGGAUAAUUUAUAUCUAGUUGCAAUAAGAAAUAUUUUGUUCACUUCACCUGUUAAAGAUGAUUUAUUUU